AGAAUUUGCAUUUGUAUGUUACAGCCACUACUAGAGAAUAGUCCAGUGAGAAUGGCAACAACACAUGGCACUACCAAGUAUUCCAAGCUGGAGAAUGAGAUGGACAGUCCACACAGGCACUUCCUGGACAGUACUCUGGGCCAGCAGAACUUGCUCAUCAGCUCACAGGAUGACCAGUUAGAGCGGAUUACUCACUCUCUGGGCUCUCUUAAGACAGUUUCUCGCCAGAUUGGCUCAGAGCUUGAUGAACAGGCUGUGAUGUUGGAUGAUUUUGGAACAGAAAUGGAGAAUACAGAUUCUAAACUUGACUCAACAAUGAAGAAAGUAGCUAAAGUUCUUCACAUGUCAAAUGAUCGGCGUCAGUGGAUUGCCAUCGCUGUCCUGUCAUGCAUCCUAUUCGUGGUGGUCAUGCUGCUGAUAGUUCUCUGAGUAGCCACCACACUGUGCAGUGAUGAGGACUGUUGCAGCUACCCGGACACUAUACAGUAACGUCAUCAGUUCCAUCUAGGUUGUCUUCUCCUAAGUUUUUAUACUUAUUUUACUGCAUGACUAUUCAUGAGUUUCCUAAAUUUGGUUUCUAUCUUUCUAGUCGUUCUUGUAGAUGUAAAUGAAAGCAUUGCAGCUUAUCAGUGGUGACUUGUAAAUAUCUUGUUAAUCUUGUAAAAUGUUAUGGAUUUGUAUAAGACUGGAUGACUCUAUAAGGGACUUAAUCUUUGCUACUUUUAAAUCUUAUGAUCAGUAUAAGUUAUUUGGUUUUAGAUAGUAUAAUUGCUUAUAAAGUUAGUAUUUCUUUGAAUGGAAUCAUUGGGUUUGUAUUAUCGAUCAUUUUCUUAGUCAAAUAUGAUGAUUAUUUUAACACAAUUUCAACAGCAAAAUUAAAUUUUACAAUUACAUCAAUUACUGGUUCACCAAUCCUCUACAAUUAUAAGCAUGUACCUAUAUUUAAUAAAUUUCACAGAAUUAUAACAAUGAUGGAUUUUAAAUUAAACUAAGAAUUGUAACUCAAUGAAAAUUGUGUGGUGUGUAUUUGUUUUAUUUACAUUGCUAAAACAAAUUACAGUAGAGCCUCAAGCACGUAUGCUACUUUUAUAUUGUUUUAUAACUCGUACUAGACUACAAUGAAUAGUCCAAUUAUUACCAUGAAUUAUCAAUUAGCUAAUGUUAAUGGAAAUAUAUAUAAUACAGCAAUACAGUUAUUUCAGCAAUUUAUUGCUCUUUAAGAUAAUCAAAAUUGUCGGAUCCUUUUGAAAGGAUUUUAACUGUUUGGGACAAAAUAUAUUGAAAUUUAAAUAUUUUUAAAUAAAAAAAUUCAAAGGUAAAAAGAUAAAUUUUCGUGGAGUUUGUAUAAGUUGGACUCGCCUGAUAAAUUCUACCAACAUCAGAUCACCCUUUCAGUGUACCACAGUCUAAAUUUUAUUUGAUCCCAAAUUCAAAUUAAUCUUAUAUGGAUUUGAUUAUGUUGACUGCGGCAGAAACUUACAGCACAGUGGCAUUGUGAGAUUGGUAAAUAUCAUUUGCUAUAGAACUGCAAGUGAAAGUAUUAAAUUAAAAUUAUUAUAGGUUAUUUUAUUCAGAACAUUCCUUAUAGUUCACUUAUAAGUUUUAGAAUUACUAAGCAUGUAUAAUAGUUUAAAAGUUUUGUACAAGUUAUAAUAUAAAAAGUUUAAAAUACUACAUUUUACUUCAUGAUUCUGUAUUACUAUAAAUCAAAGGUACACACUUCAGAACAAUUAUGAAAUAAUGAUAUUUUCAAAUAUUUUUUUACACAAUAUGUAUAAAUUUCAGAACAGUAAAAAUACAGCAUAUUUAUUUCAGGUGCUCAGUGAAACAGAUUAUAUAUAAAAACAAAACUGUAAUGCACUAUGUAGUAAAUCUCCUUGACUUUUACACUUUCUCUAUGUUUUCACUCUGCGUCUAGUUGUGCAUGUAUUCACACAGGUUGACGACAGAUAUUUUUACAGUGUUGUGACAAGGAAUGUCACGAUCAAGCUAUCUUUGCCUUUAAUCAUCUCCAUGACUUGUAUGCUUUCUCUAUCUUUUCACUCUCUAUUAGGUUCUGCAUGUAUUCCAACAUGUUGACGACAGAUAUUUUUACAGUGUUGUGACAAGGAAUGUCAAGAUCAAGCUACCUUUGCCUUUAAUCAUC
Messenger RNA from Homalodisca vitripennis (glassy-winged sharpshooter), 2146 nucleotides. RefSeq names its product syntaxin-6-like. The record is from RefSeq and is a predicted model, not a curated record. The transcript is spliced from 3 exons. NCBI's taxonomy places the organism in Eukaryota, Metazoa, Arthropoda, Insecta, Hemiptera, Cicadellidae. The coding region runs from base 16 to 429 and encodes 137 amino acids.